Aquila chrysaetos chrysaetos is the source of this 3997-nucleotide messenger RNA. It is a transcript of the gene CH25H, whose product is annotated as cholesterol 25-hydroxylase. The record is from RefSeq and is a predicted model, not a curated record. Gene Ontology annotation, molecular function: iron ion binding; C-4 methylsterol oxidase activity; steroid hydroxylase activity. The coding region runs from base 2610 to 3434 and encodes 274 amino acids. Gene Ontology annotation, biological process: cholesterol metabolic process; sterol biosynthetic process. Lineage: Eukaryota; Metazoa; Chordata; Aves; Accipitriformes; Accipitridae. The transcript has 2 exons.
UCAUGUUGAGUUUCUUGUCAACCAACACCCCCAAGUCCUUCUCCACAGGGCUGCUCUCGAUCCACUCAUAUGAAAGUAAAAUAGCCAAGUGAGCUUCCAUUUUAGUUUUGUCCUGAAAGAGGCUUUUCCUAAGACUAAAAGGCCAUUCAUGUUGUUUUGGGGGACUUCCCUGAGAUUUUUAAGUAAGGUACCAAUUGUAAAGAACUGCUCACAAGACAGAGUCAUUCUCUAAGCCUUCAGGUGAGGCUCCUUUCAAACCACUGACAUGGUGGAAAGCUUCUUGUAUCACAUUCUUAAACCCUGGGUAAUUGGAUUGCUUAACAGACUGUCUGGUAAUCUCAUACAUAGCAUUUAACCACAUAGUAAGGCAGGGAACUAAUCUCUGCUAUGGUACAUUUGACCCAGCUUUUGACCUUUGUCAUCUUCAAUAAUAAAUAUGCUCAGGCUGUACCUUUCUGUACAUUCUGAAUACAGGAGAUGUGCAGUCAAGAUAGGAGGCUGUAUUAAAUCCUAUGUGUUGCCAGCUUUGUCAGCUGAUGAAACCACUGUGUGCCUGGAAAUAAGGCCAGAAUAGUGGAAGCUUUACACAAAAGCCAUUAUGGAUGGAGCUUCUCUGCUUCGCUGGAGCAUGGAUGGCUAUCGGAAUUGUGAGCUGCUGUGCUUGCUCUCCCUGGCUUGUUAAAUUUACAAGCACUGUGUGACACAAACUUGGAGAGGUGUCAGUGGAAAGAAAUGUGCAAAAUAAGACACCCUGAACACAGAGCAGAAGAGCAAGAAGGUUGGGCUAAUAAGAAUGAGCAGUGAUGAAUGGUACAUUUUUCAAAGCAGAUCUUACAUACUUAGUGCCUGUUUUAUAGACAUCUUUGUGUUAUAGGUGUGUGUGUAUAUGAUGUUGAAGGUUGGCUGAAUGUCAGCUUUGGAUAAUAUAAAAGUGUACCAGCAUAACAGAGGGCAUCAGACAUGUUCUGCUGACUUAGUCUCAGCAUUUAGUGACAUGAUCAAACUAUGCUAGAAAGCCAGAAGAAAGUAGCCCCUGUUCAGCUGAUGGAUUGCCAGACUCACAGACCUGCGUGCAUCUGAAGUGAAUGCACGAGCCAGGGCUUUGACUUAGAGAUGUACAACACAAUCGGGCAUAUGAGGGCUUACACAGACACAAAGGCAUGUGGUUUUGUCCACGUGUUUUGCUUGGAAGUUGAAAAGGAUUUUUUUAUAGUCAUCUGCAAGUAUAUUCACACUGUUCAUUUGAUGCAGAAGGCCUAAGGAUGGUGUGUCUAUGUUAGUGGUGUGUACUGAAUGAUGUACUAGCUCAAUGCAGAGCAUUUUUACACUAUUUAGUGAUUCUGCAGCUAGUGAUUACACUGACAAAAGUUUACACAUCACCUCAACAUAGAAGUGCCUCAGCAUAGGAUGUCGUGGUAAAAGAGCUCCUACUCUCUUGGGCCCUGUAAGAGAAACAGUUUUGUCAGCUUGGGAACAAAAUAAACCAGUUUUCUAUAAAUUACUCUUUAUGGUGAAUGUGCUAUACCAAAAAAAAGGAAACAUGAAUACUUUAAUAUCAUGAAAAGUUACAAAUGGCUUUAAUCUGUAAGAUAUGAGAGAGAAACCUUGAUGGCUGAAUAGGUUUUCUUAUAUAUAAUAAAACACAGCUCUUGGUGGAAGAUUUUCCUAUAAUUAGAGCAUUUACAAUGUCUUCUCUCUUUCUUUGAUGUCUUGUAAAAUAUAAACUCCUGCUGCAGCAUUGCCCAUCAUGAGCAUGCUAAUAAUGGCCCCUCUUCUCCAGUAGCCGAUUUUCAAAUAACUUUAUAUGAACAAAAUCAUUGAAAUCAUCAAUGAAAUAAAAAAUUAUGAAGGUUGGAUGAACAGUAGCCACACCUGUAACAUGAUUGCCUGAGCCUUAUUUUCUGAGGAUACUGAGAUGAAAAGUGUAUCGCAUUCUGACUCCUCCAGAAAUGAUGAAUGUGUGUAGUUGUAGAGGAUGCAAAUCCAUUUCUCACUACUGAAUUAUGAAUUCUGAAUGAAAGAAUUUUAGGAUCUUUUCCUGAUGGUUACUAUUUUGAAAACUCAUCCUGGUAAGGUAAAGCUUGAGAAUUAACAAUUUACUUUGCUGGCAGCUUUCCAUCCCUAGCCAUUGUUAGGAAUGCAUUAAAAAGACCUUUGAUUCAGCUUUCUUUCUACGCUGGCUGGAGAGGUUUUCAGUGAAGCUUGGUUGGGGAGGUGGAGUGUUGCUACGAAAAUAUUUUGAUUAAGAAAAUGUGUUAGUUCUGUUAAGAAAAGUAUUUUGUGUUUAGGCUAAAGUUUUUCAUCAGAACUGAAGACGAACGUGUGUUCUUCAUCCUCAAGUACUCAGCAUACCCAUGGGCUCAGCGUUCAAGCUGCUUACCUGGGUUGCGAGGAGCAGAGGCUCGUCCCCCUUCUUUGGAUUCAGAUCCGGGGCUUGAAUCUCAGUAUACCUAAAUAUAAGGAGACUAUAGGUUGAAAAGAUGAAAGGGGACUUCCUCUUUAAAGCUACGUAUUACUAAGUAAGGAGGAUUUCUGAUGGGCGGAGCUCUCCCUUGAGCAGGCUAGAUAAAGGCUUGCGGGAUUUACAGACCUCUCAGACUGCAAUCAGCAUGAACUGCAGCCUGUCAGACAGAGUGCUGCUCAGCUACGCGAUGGCUGGACAGCGGGACAGGUUGUGCCUUCAGUCUCUUUGGGACUUUGUCACAGCAAAGGAGCCAUUGAUCAAGUCACCUUUUUUUCCAGUGCUGUUUUCUUUUACAGCAUACAUGGCUUUCUGUCUUCCAUAUAUUGCACUGGACUUUUUAAGCACUGGACUACCAAACUUGAGAAAAUACAAAAUCCAGCCACAGAACUAUCCAACUCUUGGAAUGAUGGUGCCUUGCAUUAUUCAAAGUGCGUAUCACCAUGUUGUUUUGAUCUUCCCGGUGACGUUUCUCCACUGGUACUGGAGACCAAUGAAUCUACCAGUGAUAGCUCCAGAGCUGCCUGAGGUCCUGCUGGAAGUAGGAGUUUGCCUGCUUCUGUUUGAUUUUGAGUACUUCCUGUGGCAUUUGCUUCAUCACAAGGUGCCUUGGCUCUACAAGACUUUCCACAAGGUGCAUCACAAGCAUGUGUCAACGUUUGCUCUUACUACACAGUAUUCCAGUGUAUGGGAAUUGCUCUCACUGGGAUUUUUUGCUGCUAUCAACCCAGUGCUCCUCGGAUGCCAUCCUUUGACAGAAAUGACUUUCUUCCUUGUAAACAUUUGGUUGUCAGUGGAGGACCAUUCAGGAUAUGACCUUCCGUGGUCAACUCACCGACUUGUGCCUUUUGGUUUGUAUGGAGGAGCACCACAUCAUGAUCUCCAUCAUCUCAAAUUCAAAUCAAACUAUGCUCCUUACUUCACCCACUGGGACAAACUCUUUGGGACAUUCACAGAGUCGCAUUCUAAUUAAGGAUAUUUACCUGUGGACAAACUCUUAUUUUUUUAUAGACUAAACGGGGACAUUAAUUUUUCAAAGACAUGCGGAAGAUUGUAUAUUUGAAGCUGCCUGUAAAAGCAAUAGCUAUUUAUAACAAAUCCUCUUAAUAUAUGUGUAUUUGUAUGUAUACUUGGAACUGUCUAUGUUAAAUGACUGCAAAUGGGAGGGUAAAUAUCUGUUGCUUAAAUUUGUUUGAGUCAAAGGUGUAAGGGAAGCAUUAAGAGACAUUCUCUCUUCUUUCCUUCUUUCCAGCUUUCAUAAAGCAUGUAUUGUAUUACUGUAUGAUGUUUUAUACAUACGCCAGAACAACUAUCUUACUGUUGUAGGAUGAUUUAUGAUGUAAACAGAAAAGGUACACAUCAUGGAUUUUGUGGAGUUUAAUCUGCUAGAGCAUAUUAUUGCACAAUGAUGUUGUAAAAUAUUGCUGCCAAACAAAGCUAGUUGGCUAACUGUGCAAUAAUUUUGAUAUUUAUAUUUUAAACCUUGAUGUACUGUCUGUUUUUAAUAGAAAAUAAAUAUGGUCAUUCUUUUAAAAU